This is a messenger RNA of Daphnia magna, 2502 nucleotides long. RefSeq names its product glutamate-gated chloride channel. The record is from RefSeq and is a predicted model, not a curated record. Gene Ontology annotation, cellular component: neuron projection; synapse; membrane. Lineage: Eukaryota; Metazoa; Arthropoda; Branchiopoda; Diplostraca; Daphniidae. The transcript has 13 exons. Bases 509 to 1891 code for a protein of 460 amino acids. Gene Ontology annotation, molecular function: neurotransmitter receptor activity; extracellular ligand-gated monoatomic ion channel activity; transmembrane signaling receptor activity. Gene Ontology annotation, biological process: signal transduction; chemical synaptic transmission; chloride transmembrane transport.
AGUGAGAACUCGAUAACUUUGCUUGUCAUCAUCUUCGCCUGUGCUUGUUAUCGCCGCAAAACGUGUGCACGUUACCAGCUCAGUGCAGCGCGAGAAGAAGAGUAGUAUUGAACCUGCCACUAGUGGUGCGCACCAAAACUUGGCAAGACUCUCCGGAAAGCUUUGUUUUGUGUCGCAUAUCAUUCUGGCACAUUCCUGUGACUCUAAUGGCCGCCGUCUUUUUCCACACACUUGGUGACCAGUGUCCGCGCCAAUACAUCGUUCUCGCUGUUUCGCAGAAUCUUUCGGGACUGCAGAGCGCAGACGCGCAGCCUCCCCCCUUCUUUUGAUCAUCUGGGUUGCCUUCGUCUUCCCCGGCGAAAUCUAUACAACACUCGGUUGUUCAUCUCUAACAAGACGGUCGAUCGGCACAAGUCCCAGCGCAGUAUAUCCAAACAACCAUCCAAGAUAUCGUCAACGACCAUCAGCGCCUUCUAAGGAAGAGGUGCCAUAACGGUCCAGCAACGCAAUGAUGACAAAGACAGCUUACAUUCUGGCGCUGCUAGUCGUCUUGUCAACUUGUUCCUUACGACAGUCUGGAGCCAACCAACAGCAGAAUGGAGCCAACAAGAAAGUCAAUUUUCGUGAAAAGGAGAAACAGAUUCUCGACAAAAUUUUGGGGCCGGCUCACUACGAUCGUCGAAUUCGGCCUUCGGCUGCCAACGGCACAGAUGGACCCACCAUAGUCGACAUCAACCUCAUGUUUCGUGGCAUAUCCGACAUCAGCGACAAUAAAAUGCAAUUCAGUGUUAUCCUGACGUUUCGAGAAGAGUGGCUCGACGACCGCUUGAAGUUUGAAAAUAUGCAAGGCCGGAUGAAGUACCUCACUCUCAACGACCCAAGCAAAGUCUGGAUGCCGGACUUGUUUUUCUCCAACGAACGCGAGGGACACUUCCACAACAUUAUUGUGCCAAAUGUCUACGUGAGAAUCUUCCCAAAUGGAUGGGUCUUGUACAGUAUCCGAAUUUCUCUGACUCUGUCGUGUCCUAUGAAUCUCAAACUCUUCCCGCUGGAUCGGCAAACUUGUUCGCUCUCUAUGGGCAGCUAUGGAUGGACAACAGAAGAUUUGGUUUUCCUAUGGAGAGCCGGUGAUCCAGUGCAAGUUACGCAGAACCUCCAGCUGCCGCGAUUUGCGCUGGAGAAAUUCAAAACGGACUCGUGCAACAGCAAGACCAAUACAGGAGAGUACUCGUGCCUGAAAGUGGAUCUCCUGUUCAGAAGAGAAUUCUCCUACUACUUGAUUACCAUCUACAUUCCUUGUUGUAUGUUAGUCAUCGUAUCUUGGGUUUCCUUUUGGCUGGACGCCAAUGCAGUACCAGCUCGCGUAUCGCUCGGAGUUACCACCCUAUUGACGAUGGCCACCCAAACUACGGGUAUUAACAACUCGCUUCCACCCGUAUCCUACACCAAAGCCAUUGACGUGUGGACUGGUGUAUGUUUGACGUUCGUCUUUGGAGCGCUGCUGGAAUUCGCUUUGGUCAACUACGCUUCACGAUCAGACGCGCAUCGCGAGAAGAUGAAAAAACAGCGCAAACAGUGGGAAAUGGAACAUCAAGCUGCUUUGGAUGCGAUGGCGGCCGACGGACUUCUCGAUGAUCGCAAUUCUUUCGCUAUGAAACCUCUAGUUCCAGCAAGCACUGAAGUCAUCUUCAUGGAAGAUGGUCGGGAUCGUGGUCAACAGAGAAAUGAUGGGAUGCCAACAGAAACGUGUUGUCGUACCUGGAUAGGUACGUACACGUUGCGUUCGAAACGCAUCGAUGUCAUCUCGCGUAUCAUCUUCCCUCUCGUAUUUGCCGUGUUUAACAUGGCAUACUGGAGCACUUAUCUCAAUCAAGAUGACGAUACAAUAUAACAACCUCUUUAUUUGUUUUCUCUUCCUUCUCUCCAAAAAGAAGAAAACAACAAAUUAUACCAAAAUUUCAUGUUCGUUUUUUUUUUUGCGCAAUAACAACUGUCAUUGCACGUGGCGUUAUUUACUUGUACACGUAACUUAAGCAGUUUUUUUAUAUAACUGUAGUAAAUUUUACGCUCUUUUUAACUGUGAUUUGUAUACAGUUGAUUAGUAAAUAUUUCAUUUCCCCGGUUUUGGUGUUGGAUGACGACACUUUAAAAGUAGCCUAGUGCAAAUCAUUUUAGACGUUGAUUGAUAUAAUUAAUAUUAUAUUAAACUGAAGCUCACGGUAGUUGAAUGAUUUGUUUCGAAAGGGUCAAAGUUACGUGUUAGCCCGAGAAUGCAAAAUAUUCAAAAGCAGAUAUUGAAACUAAAUAAUAAAAGAAACAAAAACAAAACAAAAAAUUGCGAUUUUUAACAGGCAGAAUUGUAAAGGUGCGCUCGUGUCCAACUUUUUUCGCAAUUCAUCUUCCGCGUAGUUAUGAUUUCAUCAAUUUUUCAACUUUCUUCCGUAUCAUCUGUUAAUAGAUUACAAACGAAUACUGUUAAAAUACAUUCAAUCGUACAAACUU